UCUGGUUCUCGCUGCUGUGUCGUGGUUCGGUGUGGUUCGUUGCUGGGUUAUGGUCGUUUAUCGUAGCUCUACAAAGACCUUCUGCUGAAAGGGAAUUACGGUAAAUGAUUAUUUUUUUGCGGGAAUUGCGGUAAAUGAUUAAUUAGCCAAAGGUGGGAAGAAGCAGUACCAGCGAAUAUUGGCGUGGUGUGUGUCACGCAUGGUAGCACUCGCGAAAACCGUGGCUCUCACCCUUCCUCAAGCCGGCCUUUCCGCUUCCCUUGACUCCACCAGCGGCAGAAAGCCUUCGACGCUUCCCUGAACACCGGCGAGAUGCCCGGGAACUUCGUCUUCACGCAGGAUAACCCCGAAAACCUCAACUGUGCAGGGGAGCCCGAUAUCCUGGAACCUCACAUGCGCGACACAAUUAAGGAGAAUGACAUCCUUAUCUGGAUCUAUAACAUGAUCGACGAGGCAGCCAGAGUGGACUUCGAGUUCUUCCUGAAAGACGGAUGCAUUCUGUGCAAGUUGAUGAACCGGAUAAAGCCGGGCAGCAUUCCCGAGGACAGCAUCACGUGGGAGGGCGCUCGGAGCAAACAGCAGAACAUCAAAAACUUCCUCGAGAAAGCCGAGGCUUACGGCGUGGCCAAGGAGAAGCUGUUCCAUCCCGAGGACCUGCUUCACUUGCGCAAUGUUCCUCGAGUGACGAGGUGUAUUUACGCCCUGGCCAAAUUGGUGGCGCAGGACCCUAACAUGGGCGGUGACUGCCCCAAGCUGGGAGAUGAGCCGAGCUUCAUGAAGGAGCAGAAGAAGAAGAUCGACGUGCCCGGACACAGAGACACGAAGGACGUCUUGGCACAACUCACCUCCGAGAAGCCGAAGGAGGAGAAGAAGAUGACCAAGCACUCGCUGUAUAAGUGAGGGGAAGGGAGACGGGGCGGGAGAGGUGGAGGAUGGGAGAAGAAUUUAGGAGGUGAAGCGAGAGAGAGGUAAUGGGAGGAAAGGAAGGAAGGGAAGAGAGGAGGGAGAUGAGGAAAGGAAGAGGAGAACCAGGAGAUGGAAAAUGAGGUUAGAGUUAGCGAAAGCGAGAAGGAACGAAAAGAAGGUCGUCGUGGAAGAGAUAGAAAUCACAAAUGGCAGAUGAUUAAUCGACACACAACAAUGACAAAUGUAAGUGUGUAAGAAAGGAAAUUAAAAAUCGGUUUAUAAAUAUGACUGCAAGAAAUUUUGAGAUGAAUGAUUUCCAUUCUUAUGCUUAUUAAUGUAAGAAUAAGUAGAAAAUCUCAGAUUGUAAAAUACUAAAAAGAAAGAAAAAAAAUUGUCAAGGUUAAAUUUUAAACAGUCCUUUUAAACUUCAUACUAUGGUUGGAAUGGUUGAAAUUCUACUUGCACUGCCUGCUAUGAAUGAUUUUACAGGUUAUUAUAUAAGUGAAAAUCGUUGAUUUGAAUGCCAUUUAGUUGUAUGUAUAGUGCACUUCAUGCUUGUAUGUUGGUUGUAGAUGUAUAAUAUUUCAUCAAUAUUUCUUUUGUUCUUCACUAAACCACUAGCUUUUUAACACACGUGCUGCAUUUACCAUUUAUUCUUCAAGUCAUAGACGAUUUAAUUCUGUUUUUAUAGUAGUUUAAAUGGUGUUCUUACUUUCUUGUAUUUAGCUAUUACAAAUAUAUGUUGUUCUUGCAUUAACCAAUAGUGUGAUUAAUCGAGAUUCCUGUUCUGUUAUUAUUAUUAUCAUUAUUACUAUUAUUAUUAUCAUUAUUAUUAUCAUUAUUAUUAUCAUUAUUAUCAUUAUUAUUAUUAUUAUUAUUAUUAUCAUUAUUAUUAUUUUAUGCUUAUUUGUCACACGCUUACCAAACGCUUCACUCCAUUAUCAUCAGUGACUCAUUGUCGCUUCUGUCUUCGCUCAUUUCAUCUUUGUAAAUAAUGAUAGAUGUUUACAUAAAGAGUGACUCAGUAAUUUAUAUUUGAGUUUGAAGGUUGAUGUUUUAACACAAAGCAAUAUCGAAAUACAUUUCCAUUGUUUUUUUGUUUUAUUUUGUUUUCCUCCGUGAACUGUCUAGAACGUAUCCAACUUGUGGCGAACGAAGAGAAAUUUCUGUCAUUUUUUAGUAAAGAGAAGAAAAUAAGGCUUUGAGGAUAUUCGUUUUAAGAAAAUCCAAAUCAAUCUUGGGAAAAAAUAUUUCUAGUUUAUUUAUUUAGAUUUUGUGUCGGUUUCUCUAGCCUCUUAUUGAUAAUGUAUACAGUGUGAUACUUUUUUAUCAGAAAUGUCUAAUGUGGAGAACUAUAUGCAGAGCAACCGUCUAUACUAACGUCUCAUGUCUAUAAACAAAUGUAUAUAAAAUCAAAUAAACUAUUUAUGUGAAA
Molecule: messenger RNA, 2341 nt
Organism: Penaeus chinensis
Lineage: Eukaryota; Metazoa; Arthropoda; Malacostraca; Decapoda; Penaeidae
Product: myophilin-like
Exons: 5
Coding region: 313-900 (195 amino acids)
Molecular function (GO): protein binding
Source: RefSeq, a predicted model, not a curated record